Messenger RNA from Argiope bruennichi, 1289 nucleotides. RefSeq lists its product as uncharacterized. The record is from RefSeq and is a predicted model, not a curated record. NCBI's taxonomy places the organism in Eukaryota, Metazoa, Arthropoda, Arachnida, Araneae, Araneidae. The transcript has 8 exons. Bases 79 to 1200 code for a protein of 373 amino acids.
CGAUUUUACUUUUUAAUAGCUGAGCUAGCUAAAUUUGCCGGUGUUUUAGGAAGUUAUCAGCGAAUUGGAAGUUUCAAAAUGCCUUUUCGGAUGUGGACUGUAAUUCAUGGUAAACCAGGAGAAGACUUUUCUGAAGUAUCUGUUACAGCUACACAAGAAACGCCUACAACAACCGAAAACAUACCAGCAUUUGAAUCGGAAAUGGCCUUGGCUAAUCCAGAAGAUUCCCCAGUUGUUGAAACUUUGGAUACUCCCCCAUGCAUCGAGAAAGGUAAGAGUGGCGAACACGACUCCAGUACAGAAACGGUUGUAUCCACCUCGACAGACGACAGCACUACUGAGGCUGAAACCGAACAAUUUGAAUUCAUACCAACUGACCAUAGCAACGCUGGACUUUCAGAAGAAACUUUUGUGCCUUAUCCGGAAGAAUCCCCAGUUGUUGCAACUUUGGAUACUCCCCCAUGCAUAGAAAAAGAAACUGGCGAACAUGUUCACAGUACAGAAACGAUUGUAUCCAACUCGACAGACGGCGGCUCUACUAAAGCCGAAACCGAACCUUUUGAAUUCAUACCUACUGCCCCUAACAACGCUGGACUUCCAGAACAAACUUCUGGUGAAUCGCAGAAUUCCGAAGGAUCAGUUCGUCGCCGAUUUCGAUCAUUGACGGAUGAAAGCACGAAUUCAGCUGUACAGGAUGUAAAAAUUAAAAAUGCAUUCGAUAUGAAACUAUUCCUGUUUGACCUUGUCGCAUCUAGCGUUGGGUUGCUCAUGUCUAUUUUGGCCAUUGGUUUCGGUGCAGGAAAUAUAGGCCAUUGUCCUGCUGAUUUCACUCUGCCAUAUAUCGUAGCAAUAAUGGGCCUACUGGGUUUUCUAACAGUUUCUUACACGCUCUGGAAAAUCAGCAGAGAGAACUUCUACAGUCUAAACGAAAAUGAGCGAACUGUGAUAUCACAGGCUACUUGGAUGUUCUUUAUUCUUUGGGUAUUGGAACUUGGCCAGUUUUCUUCUCUGGAAAUCUCCUCCGAUGCUGCUGCUGAUAACUAUUGCAGUCGUGCGUUUUAUACUUUCACCAUCAUAAUGAACAUAUUUUCCCCACUGGGCCUCUUCAUAACAGCUGCCCUUUUAGGCUUGGAUUCUAACACGAGAGCUAGCUCGCCGACUCUGGGUGAUCAUGGUUGGAUGCCAUUCGAGGAUUUUUAAAUACGUAAUUUUUAUUAAGUUUUCAAAGUGUUGGCAAUCCUUGUAUUGAUGUUUUUAAAUGACGUGGAAUAAAAUGUUUUUAUUUGAUA